AUGGUGAUAUGCGCAGGGGCAGCGGUGGCCAUCGGUGCACUGAUGAUCAUCGUGGCAGCGAUUCUGGCGGCAGUGUUCCCAAAGCUGGUCGACGUCCUGUUGAACCGAGAGAUCGCCCUUCGAGACGGUGGCCGUACGUUCAACUGGUGGAGGGAGCCGCCGGUGUCGCCUCGACUCAGCAUAUACAUUUACAACGUGACGAACGCCGACGAAUUUUUAAACGACGGCGAGAAACCGGCGUUGCAGGAGGUCGGCCCGUACGUCUACCUGCAGCACUGGGAGAAGGUCGACGAGUUGUCGGUCGGGCCGGAGGAGGAUCUGGUGGUUGUGCCAAACGUGCCGAUGCUGUCGGCUACCAGCCAGUCGAAGCACGCGGCGCGUUUCCUCAGGCUGGCGAUGGCCUCGAUCAUGGACAUACUGCGGAUAAAGCCGUUCGUCGAGGUGUCGAUCGGUCAGCUGCUCUGGGGCUACGAGGAUCCGUUGCUCAAGCUGGCCAAGGACGUGGUGCCGAAGGAGCAAAAGCUGCCGUACGAGCAGUUCGGCUUGCUCUACGGCAAGAACGGCACGAUGCCGGACUGGUUCACCGUCUACACCGGUCAGCGAGACAUCGGUAAAUACGGCAUGAUGGACAAGUGGAACGGAAAGAGCAACCUCGGCCACUGGACGGCGCCGGAGUGCGACGCGGUGGCCGGCAGCGACGGCAGUAUCUUCCCGCCGCCCAUCACCAAGCACACCGUCCUCAAAGUCUUUGACAAGGAUCUUUGCAGGGCGUUGCCCCUGGUCUUUAAGGAAGAGGUGAUCACCGCCGGUGGCGUUCCCGGCUACAGGUUCGUCCCGGCCGAGGACGCGUUCGCCUCUCCCGACAGAUUGGAAUCGCAGCGAUGCUUCUGCCCGGCCGGUCCACCCUGCGCUCCCGAGGGAACCUUCAACGCCUCCCUCUGCCAAUACGAUUCUCCGGUGUUGCUCAGUUUUCCACAUUUUUAUCUUGGGGACCCGACGCUUCGGGACGCGGUGACCGGGAUAUCGCCGCCUAUCGAGGACAAGCAUCAAUUCUACAUCGACGUUCAACCGAUGAUGGGCGCGUCGCUGAGAGCCAAGGCGAGAAUUCAGAUAAAUCUGGCGGUCAGUCAGGUGCGGGACAUCAAACAGGUCGCCUCGUUCCCGGACAUUGUAUUCCCGAUCCUCUGGUUCGAAGACGUGACCAACUGUCGUUGUUCUUUCCUCUUUCGACCGGACGACCAGGGUAUCGACGAACUUCCGGAGGAGAUGCGAGGCCUGAUGAAGAUGGCCGUGGAGAUGCCGCCGAUAGCUCGAGCAGCCAUCUCCGGGACUCUGGCAGCGAUCGGAGCGAUCGUUCUGUUAGGAGCGUUGCUGUGCCUGGCGCGUGCCGCCAAACGACAGGAGAAGCUGCACCUUACCAAUCCAUUGCCGUCCAACAACGUCACCGCCAGCAAGACCGCUGGUGGCCAGCUGAACCCGGCUUUUCAGAAUUCCUCCGGUUCCAAGUAG
This is a messenger RNA of Heterotrigona itama, 1509 nucleotides long. The record is from the annotation of a GenBank genome assembly. NCBI's taxonomy places the organism in Eukaryota, Metazoa, Arthropoda, Insecta, Hymenoptera, Apidae.